Messenger RNA from Pteronotus mesoamericanus, 579 nucleotides. RefSeq names its product leukemia NUP98 fusion partner 1 (gene LNP1). Bases 37 to 579 code for a protein of 180 amino acids. The record is from RefSeq and is a predicted model, not a curated record. The transcript is spliced from 3 exons. NCBI's taxonomy places the organism in Eukaryota, Metazoa, Chordata, Mammalia, Chiroptera, Mormoopidae.
UAGGGACAGGCCCUGGACAUUUUGCAUCACCUUUACAUGGAGCAUAAAGAUGAUGAUGAUGAUAAUGACGAUGUGACUUUUGCCAAAUGGAUGAGCAGCUUCUGGGGUCAUAGCUGGAUGGAGGAGGAAGAGAGAAGACUCCGGGACCGCCGCGGAUCGCAAGGCAGCGGUCACAGGAAAGCCUCCCUGCCCUGCGCAUACCCUGUGCUUCCCAGAGUCACGUCACCCGACAGCCAUCCCAGAAGGCAUUCUCACGAGGACCGGGGAUUUCGAUGUCGUGCUCACACGAGGGAUUACAGAAAAUGCUCAGGGGAUGGGCCAUUCAAGGAGCCGUGGGAAUCAAAAAGGAGAUCCCAUUCCAAAAUUCAGGCAUUUUCAGAGUCCUUUGAACAGCAACUGUGCUCUAGAACCAAACGUUCUCUCUCUUUGGGACCUGAGAGCAGAAAGGAAAAAAAUGAAAGAGAAUGCCUGCAGACGGAGAUGAGAUCCCGCAAGGAAGGGGAGGAAGGAGGGAGCUCUAGGAAAGAGGACUGCAGAGGAGCAUACACGGCUCCUCUCUUUGAAGAAGGAGCCAAAUAG